GUUGUAUUUAUGAGGGGACAGCGUCCUGGGGGUGGCACAGCGGCGAUCCAGCACCUGUCAGGAGACAUGAGGGCCAGCACACUGUGCGUCUUCGCCUGUCUGGCAGUCGCGGCACGCUCUGCCCCCCUGCCACCGGGGUCCAACGCCAGCUUUGCUGAGGAUUAUCUGGAGAAGUUCUUCGACCUGAAAAAUGCAAAUGCGUCCUCCCCAAAUAAUCGACGCUUGAGUCCGUUCAACCUGAAGCUGAGGGAGAUGCAGCAGUUCUUCAGGCUCGAGGUGUCAGGCGUGCUGGAUGAGAAAACACUGGAGGUGAUGAAUAAACCGCGUUGCGGGGUCCCAGAUAUGGGCGAGUACACCACCUUUCCAGGGAAUCUAAAGUGGCCCAACAACAAGGUGACUUACAGAAUCGAGAACUACACACCUGACUUGUCUCCGUCCGAAGUGGACCAGGUCCUAAAGGACGCCCUUGAAGUCUGGGCCAAGGUCACUCCUUUGCAAUUCACACGCAUCAACUCCGGUGUGGCCGACAUCAUGAUCUCCUUCGGCCGCAGAGAGCAUGGAGACGCUUACCCAUUUGACGGACCCGAGGGCACCCUGGCUCACGCUUUUGCACCUUCCGCGGGCCUUGGGGGCGACACUCAUUUCGACGAGGAUGAGACUUUUACCUCUCGCACUACAGCAGGGUACAAUCUGUUCAUGGUGGCAGCCCAUGAAUUUGGCCACGCCCUUGGCCUGUCUCACUCCACGGACCCUGGGGCUCUUAUGUACCCAAUAUACAGCUACAGAGAUCCAAGCACCUUCAUUCUUCCCUUGGAUGACGUGAAGGGAAUACAGUCACUUUACGGUGUGGGAGGAAAAGGUCCAGUACCACCCCCUAAAACACCUGACGCUUGCGACCCCAACCUGGUCCUGGACGCUGUCACAUCUCUGCGUGGAGAGAUGAUGUUCUUUAAAGACACGUUCUUCUGGCGUAGUUUGCCCCAGAGCAACCAGCAAGAAUUGCACCUCAUCUCAAGCUUCUGGCCAGAAGUUCCCAACAACAUCGAUGCUGCCUAUGAGAAUCCCAGCCUGGACAGGGUGUUCCUCUUCAAAGACGAUAAGGUCUGGGCUCUGUCCGGCUACGACAUCGCUGCAGGUUACCCAAGAAGCCUCAGUCAGAUUGGUCUGCCAGCCAGGAUUACGAAAAUCACCGCUGCUGUGUACAACACACAAACCAAAAAGACACUGAUCUUCGUCAAUGACCAAUACUACAGCUACAGUGGUGACCUUAAAUCAAUGGACAAUGGUUUCCCCAAACCUGUAGCCAAUGAUUUCAAAGGCAUGCAAGGUGGAGUCAUGGCUGCUUUUCAAGUCAAAGAUCUCAUCUACCUGCUGAAUGGAUCGUCCAUGUACGAGUUCAACGCCCGAAACAAGACACCUAGGCGCAGGCUUCCAGCCAACCUUUUCCUGGGCUGUUCGAGCUAAUUUACCUCCGUGCUGUUUAAUCGCAUACCUGGAAGCGCAACCUACACCUUGAACGACGAAGGCUUUCGCUUUAUAUUUCACAUGUUAAAAUAUUAUCAGUGUACCCUGAGUAAGAUGAUAUGGGCCAGAGAAUACUGCUUUUGAUUGUUUAAUUUCUAGACGUGGCUAUGAUGUACUCAAAUGUGUAUGUUAUACUUUCGUAAUUUAAAAAUGGCAUUAUCUUAGUUAUUCAACGGCAUCUAGCUUAUGCACGAACUUGAAAUAUGACGUACUGUACUGUGUAAAAGUGUUGGUUUUAAUAAACUUUUAAGUUUUCGUAUAUAUA
Messenger RNA from Brienomyrus brachyistius, 1789 nucleotides. RefSeq names its product collagenase 3-like. The transcript is spliced from 10 exons. Lineage: Eukaryota; Metazoa; Chordata; Actinopteri; Osteoglossiformes; Mormyridae. Gene Ontology annotation, molecular function: zinc ion binding; metalloendopeptidase activity. Gene Ontology annotation, biological process: proteolysis; collagen catabolic process; extracellular matrix organization. Bases 10 to 1464 code for a protein of 484 amino acids. Gene Ontology annotation, cellular component: extracellular matrix. The record is from RefSeq and is a predicted model, not a curated record.